This is a messenger RNA of Funneliformis mosseae, 222 nucleotides long. Lineage: Eukaryota; Fungi; Glomeromycota; Glomeromycetes; Glomerales; Glomeraceae. The record is from the annotation of a GenBank genome assembly.
AUGUCAACAGAAGCAUUAUUGUCCAAAGUUACUUGUUGUAUAUAUAAUCAAUAUUCUAAAGACUUGUACUUAAAUAUCUCCUAUAAAAGCUGGGAACUAAGAACGAUUACAGAGAAUUCAGAGUCAAGAAGAGAAAAAGAGAAGGCUCUUAGAAUUUUGGAUAUUGAAGAAGAGCGUUCACCUGAAUUCGUCGCUGUGACGUGCGCAUUUAGCUACGAUUAA